Phaeoacremonium minimum UCRPA7 is the source of this 1479-nucleotide messenger RNA. RefSeq lists its product as hypothetical. NCBI's taxonomy places the organism in Eukaryota, Fungi, Ascomycota, Sordariomycetes, Togniniales, Togniniaceae. The transcript has a single exon. The coding region runs from base 1 to 1479 and encodes 492 amino acids. The record is from RefSeq and is a predicted model, not a curated record.
AUGCUCCCCCACGGCCGAAGUACUCAGCAGAGUAGGCUCGUGCUGGGGGACAUCACCAACUCGCUUGGUCGUGAGACAAGAAAGAGACAGUGCUCGUCUUCUUUGGGGGAUGACAUUAGCUACCAGCACAAGCAUCAACAAGAAGUGCAGCAGAAGAAGCGUGAGUAUAGAAAGAAAGAGAGAACGAAAUGCAAUGCUGGUAGACUGGGCGAACUGAUUUUGGUCUCAGGCACUGCAUUGUUGGCCGUCAACCAAGCAUGGGGAGAGCAAGACACCUACCACCACUCUGGAGCGGCUGACAACGACACACACGGCUCAGAUUUGGAUUUGGAUAUGGAUUUGGAUUCCCAAGGAAGCAGCAAAAAGGCAUCAUCAGCACCUCACCACGAUCGUUUGAGCCAGGGCAGCCACAACAGCAACAACGAGCAGCAGAAGCCCUUCGAGAAAGAGGGAGAAUAUGUCCACCCAAGCUUUUCCUCUACUUCCACCACUUCCCAUUCUGCCCCUCCUUCUCCUUCUAUUCUCCCCGACAACACCAACAACAGCCCUCACGGGUACGGAUUUCAGCUCUCGGAGUCUGCCACAGCUCUCGAGCCAGACACUGAUCCGGAUGAGAUACGCCAGCUCUGGGAGACUGUCAAUCGACGUCUCAGAGCCAUCAUGCCGAGCACCUCAUAUAACUCCGCCAAGGGCGCCAAGCCAACUCCUCGGCUUGUCAUCCACUGGUUCCCCAGAUACACAUCUCUCCGCGAUAUUUUCGGCGAUGAUGUCUGUGACUCAGAUCUUCCGAAGCCUCUUGCCGACGAUACUACCCCUCACCAUGUCAGCAUCAGCGAAGUCAAUACCUUCAUUGUCGCUGUCAGACGAUCUCUACCAUGCUUCGACACUAUUCUCGAGCUUGCCGACGUCGUACAACACACCCUCUUCCGCAAUACCGCCGCACCACAUAUCCUACCUUCCGAUGAUGAGACAGCGUCAACCGUAUUGACGUACAACAACACACCGGUGGCAAUCCGUCUUCUCGGCGCAGACCCCAACAUUCAAGAUGAGUCCCAAAGCCUUUGGCGCCAUCCCUCUCGUGCCGGUUCUCAACAAUUUCACCACGACAGUGGCGACAUCAACGACAUUGGCGUCAAAUCAGCCGAAACUCUACCAUUACCUGCUGCUUCUGCCCAUGUUUCGUUCUGGUUGCUCAUCGCCAACGCCAAUCUACAUCCAUCCAUUACAGAGGUCAUCUCUAACGCAACCGGCACAUUCCACAAGAGAGUAACGACACCAUACCUCUCGGUCAACUACUGUGUCUGCGAACACUGCAGCCAUCGUACGGCGGACGUAUGUGACAGCGUUGCCCUAAUAUCCAGGGCCGGCGAGGCCAGCCUAUACAAUCGCUACCUACUCCGCGAGGAGAUGGCCUAUGUGAACGGGCAAUUUAGUAUUGACACGGGUGACGUGGUACACUAUGCAGUUGUGUUGGGUUAG